AUGGGAAGCCAAUCUAAGGGGAGUGUGGACGGAGUUCAAAGUGAUGUGAAGGUUGUAGAGAAUAUGGAAACUAAGAAGAGUGGUGUUUAUGAUUUGUUGCUUAGAGUUCUUUGUUUCUUGCUCACUCUCACUGUUACGAUCAUUGUUGCUGUUGAUAAGGAAACGAAGGCUAUUUCCUAUGCUUCGUUUCAGUUCAAAGCUACUGCUAAGUGGGAAUAUAUGUCUGCCAGUGUGUUUUUCUUGGUGACAAAUGCUAUAGGAUGUUCAUACGCAGCAACAACAAUGGUGAUUUCAACUAUUGCAAGAAGUAGUGGAAACAAAAAUUUACUAUUGAUGAUAACAAUACUAGAUCUUGUUAUAUCUGCAUUACACUUCUCAGCCAAUGGAGCAGCUGCUGCAGUGGGGGUGUUAGGGCAGAAAGGAAACUCGCACGUGCAAUGGAUGAAAGUGUGUAAUGUAUUUGACGCCUAUUGUCGUCACAUGACUGCUGCUUUGGUUCUCUCUAUCAUUGGUUCAUCUGUCUUCCUUUUGCUUGUGGCUCACUCUAUUUUCAAACUCCAUUAUAACAGAUCAUACUAG
Molecule: messenger RNA, 579 nt
Organism: Lathyrus sativus (Indian pea)
Lineage: Eukaryota; Viridiplantae; Streptophyta; Magnoliopsida; Fabales; Fabaceae
Source: the annotation of a GenBank genome assembly